Pecten maximus is the source of this 716-nucleotide messenger RNA. RefSeq lists its product as uncharacterized. The record is from RefSeq and is a predicted model, not a curated record. The transcript is spliced from 4 exons. Gene Ontology annotation, molecular function: wide pore channel activity. Gene Ontology annotation, cellular component: membrane. Lineage: Eukaryota; Metazoa; Mollusca; Bivalvia; Pectinida; Pectinidae. Bases 18 to 716 code for a protein of 232 amino acids.
GAGGAGAAGACCUAACAAUGUACAGCCAUUGGGUUGUGCUUUUGCUUUUUGGGGUGUAUUACUGCAGUGGCUAUAUUGUUCCCAGUGGGAGAGAACCAGUUUGUUUGUCAGUGAACUGCCAGAAUGGCGGGAGUUUGAUGAAUACGACAUGUCAGUGUGUUUGUACUGACGAAUACACUGGUCUACUUUGUGAAACAGUUGUUGGACAUUCGCAGUGGCCAAGAGGGGAAUAUGGUCUCCCAAUGUCUACCUUUGGCUGUCCAGAGGAAGACAGGUUCGGUUGGAAAGGCGGAUAUAUCAACCUAACAUUACCGGACUCGUACCGAAGCCAGCUAUGGAAUGAUGAUGACGAAAUCACCCUUGAACCACACAUAAUGGGACCAUUUCACACACAUACCAUGCAGCUGAACUUCUGUUUGAGACAAACAUUUUCUUUGAGCAAUGACACUGACGAGAAAUGGCCACCAGGAGAAUAUUGUCUUUACAAAGUUGGCAAUAUGUGCCCAUCCGGAGAUUUUACAGAAGGGUCCAUUACGAUGCACGGGUAUCUGUUCGACGACACAGAUAUUGGUGGAGAGUUACCGAAUGUUACCUACGGCACAGGGGAUUCGUCUAUACAACUUCACUUCUGUUGUCGGAAAGAUGGGCCAACAGAAGAUCCCAUCUCUCUACCUAACACAUUUCCAUUCAUUUUGUUGAAGGUAAGUGAUAUGUAA